Necator americanus (New World hookworm) is the source of this 435-nucleotide messenger RNA. RefSeq lists its product as uncharacterized. Bases 1 to 435 code for a protein of 144 amino acids. Lineage: Eukaryota; Metazoa; Nematoda; Chromadorea; Rhabditida; Ancylostomatidae. The record is from RefSeq and is a predicted model, not a curated record. The transcript is spliced from 5 exons.
AUGUACCUGGUUGGUACACUCGUGUCGCUUGAUCAAAAGGCUCGUAUGCCAUCGCGAAGGAAUGGACAAGCAGAAUAUUUAUAUCCUAAUAAGGAUGCUCCUACUCCCUUACCGGAGGAUUUCUACAAAGAAUGGCUAAAUGGAGAUCAUUCUCUUCCCCAGACUCAAGCUGAGACUGAUACUGCGAGACAUCAGCCCCAAUGUGACUCCUCAACUACGAAUGCUAUAGUGGAUCAACUGAUCAGAGAGAACCAAGAUUUAAUUGAAAAGGAAGCGCUUAAACAGGCCGCGGCUGCAGCGCUUAAUAUCAAUGCUGCACAAUAUUCCAACCUUAUUCCCAUCUCGUUCGAUCAAGAAGAGUUUAUAAGGCAAGAAGAACAGAAGCGCAAUAAACAUCGAGAGAAGAUGUUGCAAAGUCUGCGUCAAAAUAAGUGA